UACGGUAUGAAAAUGAAAGCAGAGGUGAAAGUGUGCAAGUCGGUAACCGUGCAAGUCAUAAAGUGUGAAAGUGUGCAAGUGACAUACGUCUUCUCUCAGAAACUGUCUCGCGUCGUGAUCUGACCUUACUCUUUGUCACAGAGGUAGCUAACAUUGCCAGAUGGACAGCAAUGACAAUGCAGGAAGCACUUCUUCAGCUGUGUUUGCGAGUACCAGGAGAGGAAGACACAGACAUAACGUUGCCGCUGGCAACAGCUAACCACAACUCUACCAUGGAAACAGUCAGUAGAGUUCUUAACCAAACAGUGGAAGCAUUCGAUUAUGAGGAUGAAGAAGGAGAUAUCAUAACAGUUAGAGGCGAGGAGGACUUUAGUGCAAUGAUAACAAUGUAUCUGGAACAGCUGCAGGAUGCGCUUAACACCGGUAGUCAGCUGACACCAUUGCUACUGCAUCCGCGAGUUGGGAAAACUGCAGGGAAAAGAAAUCUACAUGGAUUGAAAAUACAGACGUACAAGACUAGCGAGGAAGAGGUGGAACAGAAGGGAGACAGCGGCGGCGUGUUCAUACCAGAGACGAGCGAUGAUGCAUGCAUGGACACCUCUCCUGUCAGGACCCCGGGGAGAACCCCCACCAGUGUAAAGCAACAGCAUCAGGACAUAACUGCAAUUUUAGCCCUCGGGCACAUCAAUAACUCAGACCUGGAAUAUCUAGAGAAACUAGGCCACGGUAGUGGUGGUACUGUCUACAGAGCGGAACACAGACCAAACAAGCUGGUGAUGGCUGUGAAGGUCAUACCACUUGAUAUCACUCCGAGUGUUCAGAAGGAGAUCAUGUCUGAGUUGGAGGUUUUAUACAAAUGCAACUCUCCUGUGAUAAUAGAUUUCUAUGGUGCUUAUUUUAUUGAGAACCGAAUUUCGAUUUGUACCGAAUUCAUGGACGGAGGUUCGUUGGACAGGUAUGGGCAGAUUGAGGAGCUGGUGGUUGGUCGCAUCGCUGUGGCGGUCGUUAAAGGUCUGCUCUACCUGUGGAGCCUCAAGAUCAUGCACCGAGAUGUGAAGCCUUCGAACAUCCUGGUGAACACGAGAGGACAGAUUAAACUCUGCGACUUUGGUGUUAGCACACAGCUAGUCAAUUCUAUCGCAUUGACAUUUAUUGGAACGAAUGCUUACAUGGCGCCCGAGAGGAUCCGAGGCCACGAAUACAGCAUCCACUCCGAGGUGUGGAGUGUCGGAAUCUCGCUGCUGGAGAUGGCUCUGGGACGCUUCCCCUACGAAUCUCAACAUGCUAGUCCUGAAACCUCCGUUCUUCGGCCUUUGGAACUUUUGCAUCGAAUACUUAGUGAAGAGCCACCCUCACCUCCCAGUGACUUGUACUCGGUCCUCUUCCGAGACUUUGUCUCUAAAUGCAUGAAGCAAAAUCCCAGAGAGCGGCCACGACCUGAACAGCUUAUGAAGCACCCGUUGAUCGUAGUAAACGACGAUAACAACACGGCUGUGAUUGCUACGUGGCUCCAGGAGAAACUGCAAGCAAGGCACGUGCUGCCACCUGUCCCAUUGUAAGCUCUCGUCGGAUGCAUUCCAUCGGAAUCCCGCGCAGGCGCGUGCUGCCACCUGCCGUUGUACAGACACGUGCUGCCACCUAUCGCAAUGUUAGGGCGUAUGUCUAUAACACUGCGUAGGAAGGUGGCGCCACCUGUUGCUUCAUCACGCAUCAUCGAGGUUUGUAUUGUGAUACAUCGACAAAUCGUCCCCCCCACACACACACACACCCCACCUACAAUCAGGACAAGUUCCUGCUGUUUACCAGGGGUGUAGCCAGGAUUUUCAAAGUUGUAGGCACGACUAUCUGAGCGAAGCGCCACCAUCGGUUGGGGCGAAGC
This is a messenger RNA of Priapulus caudatus, 1879 nucleotides long. Its product is annotated as dual specificity mitogen-activated protein kinase kinase 5-like. Gene Ontology annotation, molecular function: ATP binding; MAP kinase kinase activity. The transcript has 18 exons. NCBI's taxonomy places the organism in Eukaryota, Metazoa, Priapulida, Priapulimorpha, Priapulimorphida, Priapulidae. The record is from RefSeq and is a predicted model, not a curated record. Bases 171 to 1559 code for a protein of 462 amino acids. Gene Ontology annotation, biological process: MAPK cascade; protein phosphorylation.